UCCCUGCCUUCCCUUGGACAGGAAAGCAGCAGCUCUCAGGAAAGAGUUAAUCCCGGCGAGCCUUUGGGAUCCUUUGCUGGGGAGAGGGCCGAUCUUUUGUUUGUUUUGAGGCUGCUGGCAGGAAAGUGGGGAGGAGAAAAUUACCUAAGUGAUAGCGAGGUUGCCAUGAACUGUAUAAAACUGGGAAAUCAAAGCCGAGAAACUCCACCUCGCUGUCCUGAAGCACAAGCACAACCCCUGAAGAGAAACCCACCCCACAAGUGAGUGAUCUCAAAGGCUUGAACUCCAACCAAGCUGCAUGAGCUCAGAGCCGCUGCAGGGCUGAGGAGCCCGGCGCUGUCCCGGCCGGAUCCCGCUGCACUGGGAGCAGGGAACGCGGAUUUUGGGAACUCUCCCAGCCAUGAAGUGGAAGCAGCUCCUCUGCAUCGCCGUCUGCCUGCUGGAGCUGAGUGGCUGCGCUGCUGAGAGCACGACAGACGCUCCCACCCCGACAGGCACGGCCCUGGGAGCCAGGGACGCCAGCAGUGCCGCAGCCACCACUGCCACCGCUGCCACCGCUGCCACCGCUGCCACCACGGCCACGGGACACAGCAGCAGCGCCAAACCAACCUCUGCUGAAGCCUCAGCCGGGUCCGUGGCCACCAACCUGACAUCACCAGAGCUCUCGGGGCAGCUGAGGACGAGCCCCCAGCCCAGCGCCGCCCCCACAUCUCCGCCGGGCUCCUCCCUGGAGCCUCACGGGAGCCCGGGGGUCUCCACAACGCAGAGCCCCCCGACACAGCCCCGGGACACCUCGGGCUCCACAGUGGCCGGGAGCAGCUCUGCGGCCACCGCGCAGCAUCCUCCUGCCACCGGAGCCGGGGACAGCGCCCAGGUGAGUGCGGGGCUGGCCGGGGAGGCCGGGCUGUCCCGCAGCCCCCCGCCGGGCACCGCCAGCACCGCCGCGUCUUCUCCCUCGCAGGGUCCCCUCCCUGCCAUCGGCUGCCACGGUGCCAGAGAUGAGGGGGACACCGGAGCCGUCUGCCUGCAGCUCAACGCGUCCCGCACCUGCGAAGACUUUUUAGAGAGGAAGGGGUUGGAUUUGUGGGGAACAAUAUGCGAAAACAGAACCCACACCGUGGCCUCCCCCUGCGAGAUCAAACUGACUCCAUCCAGCCUGGACAGGGAAUGUUUGCUCCUCAUCCUCAAAGGAGAGAAAGAUCCUGACAAACUUCUGAACGCGCUCCCCAAGUCCCACUGGGAAAAGCUUGGAAUAGAAUCGCUUAAAAAGGAGAGUGCCAGGAGCCCCCGGGAGCCUUCUCAGAAGACCCUGAUCGCCCUGGUCACAUCUGGGCUGCUGCUGGCGUUCCUGGGGCUGGCUGGAUAUUUCCUGAUGAAGCGGCGCAGCUGGAGCCCCGCGGGAGAGAGGCUGGCUGAAGACCCCUACUACACGGAGAGCGGCAGCCAGGGGAACACCAUGCUGAUGACGCCCUCGCAGGAGCCAGCGGAGCCGCAGGAGAAGCCAAACCUCAACGGGGGCACCCAGGAGAACGGCACGGGCCAGGCGGGCUCCAAGAACGGCCACUCGGGCCGGCAGCACAGCCCCGCCGACACCGAGAUGUGACCGCAGCCCGGGGCCGGGGCAGCGCCGGGCAGGAGAUCUCUGCGGACAGACCGGGAAUUGCGAUCCGUCUGUACUGUUGUUAUUGUCUCCGGGAAGAACUUCAAAAUCAGCCGAAAGCAUCGAGGGGCAGAGCUGCCAAAGAGCAGCUUCGCUGCCGCCUCCUCCUCCUCCUCCCGCCGACCACACAGGACACUUUUCUGCAGCUGUUCUCUGCUUUUGUUGUUAGAGGAACAUCUGGACAAACGCGAGUGCCCUCAGCCCUCCGCAGCUCCCAGGCAGAGGCAGAGCUGGACUCGGAGCAGCCCAGGUUUCUGGGAGCAAUAUGUUAGGCUGACUAAAGUAGUUAAAUUGGGACUGCAGCGACAAAAGCCUCUCAGGUUUCAGAUAGUUUUUGGCUAACAGAGUUGUUUAUAACCUCAUCUCUAUGUUUUAAGUGCAGGACUUCUUCCUUUUUCUGAGACCAUCAGGUAUUUAACCCCUUCCUGUGCUUUAGGGCUCCUCUACUGUUUCCUACUCCAGCAGAAUUUGCUGAAGCUCUGUAAAAUUUUCCACGUGGAAUUGAAGGCUGAAAUGCCAACUUCUUUCUCUUUGAAUCCUUCCAGGACUGUGUCCUGAAGUUUUUUUUUUUUUUCUUUUUUUUAGAGGAAAAAAUCCUUCCCCAGCCUCGUCCUGCCGGAGGCUGGGGGUUGUGAUGGACAGAGCCAACAAUUCAUCCCUUGAGUGAGAUGGAGAACACUGGGCAGGGCUCCCUGGGUGUCUGGGGCUGGCACCUGGGGCAGGAAUUUGGGCACCAGAGGUGCCAAAGGGCUCCCAGAGGGAUGAGGGGGUGACAAAACCCCGGCUCUGCGAUGGGCGUUCCUGUCUCUGCAGCAGCAGCAGGGACACGAACAACGAGCAGGGAUUUGGGAAGGACCAAAUCCCAGGGGCAGGAGCAGGGGCAGGAGCAGGGGCAGGGGCAGGGGCAGGAGCAGGGGCAGGGGCAGGAGCAGGAGCAGGGGCAGGAGCAGGAGCAGGAGCAGGAGCAGGGGCAGGAGCAGGAGCAGGAGCAGGAGCAGGAGCAGGAGCAGGAGCAGGAGCAGGAGAAGGAGAAGGUCUGAGCCCUCUCUGCGCUGCUCCUGCUCCCCAGGGAAGCGCUGCUGCAGCCACAUGCAGCUCCCAGCAGCUCGGUGGGAGCCAGGGAGCCAGGGCAGGUUUGUCCCCAUCCCAAGCAGAUUUUUAGGGAGCCAAAGCCCUGAUGGUGCCAGACAGGAGGGGUGGUGGUUCAACACGAGCACCAGCAGCGACCUCCACACCCAAAACAAGCCCCCAAAACGGCCCUUGAAGCUGGUCUACCCUCUCACGAGUGAAUUCAUCCCAACCCUCUCUCAGUGCUGAACACCUGAGGGAAAGGGUUUUGUUGUUGUUGUUGUUGUUGUUUUUUCUGGUACAGUGCUCAAAGCAAUGACAGCAGCAUCCAUCACCACCUGGGGCUGUUCGUUGUGGGUGCAAGAGUCGCUCAAACACAAUUAAAAUAUUCCAGGCUGUUUGCUUUGGUGCGAAUUGCUUCUCCCAGAUCUCAUUGUAAAUAAUCCCGGUUGAAAAAAAAAAAAAAAUUAAAAAUAAAAUAAUA
Messenger RNA from Hirundo rustica (Barn swallow), 3212 nucleotides. RefSeq names its product CD34 molecule (gene CD34). The transcript is spliced from 7 exons. The record is from RefSeq and is a predicted model, not a curated record. The coding region runs from base 401 to 1603 and encodes 400 amino acids. Gene Ontology annotation, cellular component: membrane. Gene Ontology annotation, biological process: cell-matrix adhesion. Lineage: Eukaryota; Metazoa; Chordata; Aves; Passeriformes; Hirundinidae.